GCUGGCUGGCUGGCGGGUGAGGGCGCUAAACGUGGCGCCGUGUCCCGGCAGACAUGGACAUGGCCACGGACAGCAGGCAUCUGGCUGCUCUGGUACCUCCAGCAGCCUGGAGCUGCCGCUGACAGCAACACACACUUGUCUGGAGAAGCAGCAGCAGCAGCACAAGCAGCAAGAGCAUGACUCAUUUUGAUCUGUACCUGUCCUUCAUAAGGAAAGCCUCGUUGACAGUUUUACUGGUGAUCUUUUACUACUGCUUCUCCAUCGGAAUCACCUUCUACAACAAGUGGGUGAUGAAGAGGUUUCAUUAUCCUAUCUUCAUGACGUUGGUUCACCUGGCGAUGACCUUUGUGCUCUCUGGAAUAAGCAGAACACUCGUCUCAUGGUAUACAGGGAAGCCACACAUUUGUCUGUCAUGGAAACCAUAUCUGAAGAGGGUUGCUGCCACAGCCCUGGCAACUGCAUUAGACAUUGGCCUGUCUAAUUGGAGCUUCAUGUUUAUCACUAUCUCACUGUAUACAAUGACAAAGUCGACUGCUGUCCUAUUUAUUUUAUUCUUUGCAAUCAUAUUCAAGCUAGAGAAAUUGAGAUCAUGGCUAUUAAUAGUUAUUGUGUUAAUAGCUGGAGGCCUCUUCAUGUUCACAUACAAGUCAACUCAGUUUAACACAGAAGGAUUUAUCCUGGUAUUGAUUGCAUCCUUCCUCGGUGGAAUACGAUGGACAUUGACACAGAUUCUUACCCAGAAGGCUGAUCUAGGUUUACAGAAUCCUAUUGACACCAUGUACCACCUCCAGCCUCUGAUGUUUAUUGGUCUCUUCCCGCUGUUUGUGUUCAAUGAAGGACUCAGCCUGUCUGCUUCAGAGAAGUUAUUUCGCUACCACGAGACCUCAGCUUUAUUAAAUAUGGUGUUUGUAUUGGCUGGAGGAGGAUUUCUAGCAUUUGGACUCUGCUUCUCUGAAUUCCUUUUGGUUGCCAAAACAUCCAGCCUGACCCUAUCCAUUGCGGGUAUUUUUAAGGAAGUCUGUGUCCUGAUCCUUGCGAGCCAUCUGAUGGGUGACCAGCUGACUCUUUUAAACUGGUUGGGAUUUGUAAUGUGCCUGUCUGGAAUAUCAUUACAUGUUGCACUUAAAGUAACUUAUUCAGAAGAUUCAUCCAAAGACACAAGGAUGGAGAAAUUCCAUGAUGUGGCUUUGACUGAAGUUGCAACAGAAUUACUUCUAAGAAAUGGACAGGCAAAUGAGAGUGAUGAAGAUGAAGUCGUCCAUUAAUUUUUGAUAUCUUGCAUCUAUGUUGUCAACCAUUCCAAGUUUUUGCCUCUCAUGUUGUACAUGUGCUGUGCUAAGAUAUGUCUGUAUUAGCUUUAAACACUGUCGAUGUUUUCCUUGCAAUGAUUGGAACUAAUUAGAGGGGUGUCUAUUGCACUGAGAAUGGACAUCCCUCUGACCAAGAGCAGAGAUUGAGGUAACAGUGAAAAUAUCAAAUCCAUUUUAAUGCUGUUACUUUGCACAUUUUUGCAUCCAUUUGAAUGGUGGGGAAAUGUCUAUUCUUCAGUUAAGAUUUGGAUCUUCAAAUUUGGGUCCUUGGAGAGAAUAUUUUCAGCUAUACAACUCUGGGUGAAAUUACUGUUGAUUAAGAACUGUGGAUGGUGGUCAUAGCAACUUGUGGUGGAAGAUGUAUUGUACAGUGCUGAAACAGCAAUUUAUCUUUUUCUUAUAAUCAGAUUCUACUAAUUUAUUGAAUAAGCUUGGUGACGAGGUUGCCUUAAAUUGAAGUAUUUAUGAAUUACCUGUUGUCAAGAAAAAGGACUGAUUUAUGCAGACAGAAAAUUGAGGUAUGAACCUUGAUAUCAUGUGGGGAGGUAAUAGUUGUCUUAGUGGCACUCAAAUUUGAUUUGAUAUAUCACUUGAAUGAGCUUCAUCUGGAUUAACUCUUAAUUUGAGUUUAUCGCUGUAAUUUCUCAGGAGUAAUUUGCACCAUUUUUCAUGGGGAAAAUGAUACAAACUCGUCAGUUCACCAUUUGAGUUAACCUUGUCUCUUUUCAGUUAAGAAAUUUGCCUUAAAUGCUGGAAUUUUAAACUCUCUAACCCUUCCUCUACACAUUUCUCACUUUUUUCUUCUCGCUAUACCUUGGCACUUCAGUCUUUCUAUGACCUCCUCCUGUGUCUUUUUCUUGUAGCUGUAAGUUCUCUGACUUUAUAUUGAAAUAGCUGUGAAUUAUUUUACAUUCAAAUGCGGGUGAUUUUAAUUAACAACUAGAUGAAGUGGGACCAGUUGGGACCCUGUCACAUGGGAGGCCUGGUCCCCCAAUGCAACCCGUUCCCCAACGCAAUAUUCCACCACAUACCCCUUCCCCCAACGCAACCCGUUCCCUCAACACAAUAUUCCACCACUCACCCAUAGCCCGCAACUGGGCAGGCGCGGCUUAUUCCCCUCAUUCCCCAGCACUCCCUCCCACUCCUCUUCAUCCUCCCUCUUCUUUCCCCUCUCCUCCUCCCCCCCCAAUCCCUCCCUCCCUCACCUCUCCC
Molecule: messenger RNA, 2522 nt
Organism: Amblyraja radiata (thorny skate)
Lineage: Eukaryota; Metazoa; Chordata; Chondrichthyes; Rajiformes; Rajidae
Gene: slc35h1
Product: solute carrier family 35 member H1
Exons: 9
Coding region: 177-1265 (362 amino acids)
Source: RefSeq, a predicted model, not a curated record